ACUGUCAAACGACGACGACGAAAAGUGACGGAAUUUGCAGUCUCGCAGCAGCAGCAGGCCACUUUUUUUCGUCUCUCGCGAGAUCGUCGCCAAAUUUCGAACGUCGUUCCGUCGUCGUCGUCGCGUUCCGUGGUGGUGGCCACACACAUCCGGUUCCCUUCAAUUGCGUCGCGCGAACAAGUUCCGGGUGCGAUUUCGAAGAAUUGAACCAAGAGGUAAGCGAGAGCGAGGAUUGUGACGGAACGUGGUCCAACGUGUGUGUCGUUCCGGCGAGGAACAACCUUCGCGAGUGUGUUGUGCAAAAGAAAUUUUCGUGAAGAGGGAAUAAGAAGACUCGGAAAAGAGCAGCUGCUGGCCUCUUCUUCUGUUCGAAAAAAGAGAAAAAACCUUGGAAGAAUUGGCCAUCGUCGGACGGACGGAACUGCUUGCGGACGAUUGCGACAGGCGGUUGUGUCCUUGGACGACGACGAAGAAGCACAGCUGCCUUCUGCUGCAACUGGUGGGUGGGGAGGGCUCGUCUCGUGUGUGCGAGUUGUGAAGAGAUUGUGAGAUUGUUUGUUGCAAGAAGAAGAAAGGCCUUCGUCAGCUGAGUUUUUGCAGCCCCCCGUGCAAAAUCAUAACCUCCCGUCACCCCGCGCGAGGAGGCCCCACCACAAUGGCCUCAUCAUCCUCCGCCAUCGCCACCGCCGGUCCCUCUUCCCAGCCAUCGUCCUCCACGUCCUCCUCCUCCUCCGCCGCCGCCACCUCCACAAAAGUGUGCAAGUUCUUCAAGCUCGGCACCUGCAGCUACGGAUCCACCUGCCGCAAUCUGCACACAAACGAUCCCACCACAUCCGAGGCUGAAGGCACCUCCGCCACCGGUUCGUUCCGAAUCGACCCGCUCAAGUGGAUCAACGCGCCCGAGUUUGUGCCCAAGGCCAAGUUCGCUCCACCCCCGCAGGAGGUUCCACCCGGGGAGGAGGACGAGGACAACGGGGACGGGGGGACAUCGAUGGCGGCGCCGGCGCCGAUUUCGUACGCGGCCAUCGUCACCAUGAACAACAAUCACAACGGGCUGGGCAUAAUCGAGCACUGUCCGGACGGCGGCGGGGACGGCGUCGAUUCGUCGCUCUGUCCGUACUACGAGGCCAGCGGGUGCUGUAUGCUGGACGGCUGUCCGUACGAGCACGGCGAACUGUGUGAGCUGUGUGGCAAGUUCUGCCUGAAUCCGGCCGAUCCGGAACAGCGCCGGCAGCACAACGCCGAGUGCAUCAAGCAGCACGAGCUGGACAUGGAGCACUCGUUUGCGAUCCAGCGCUCGAAGGACAAGAUCUGCGGCAUCUGUCUGGAGGUGAUCCUGGAGAAGCCGGGCCGGGAGCAGCGCUUCGGCAUCCUGCCCAACUGCAACCACAUCUUCUGCCUCGAGUGCAUCCGGACGUGGCGCAAGGCGAAGAACUUUGAGAACAAAAUCAAGCGCGGCUGCCCGACCUGUCGCGUCUCGUCCGACUUUGUCUGUCCGAGCAUCGUCUGGGUCGAGGGCUCCGACGACAAGGACAAGCUGAUCGACGACUACAAGAAGGCGUGCAACACGACGCACUGCAAGCACUUCCAGCAGGGCUCCGGCAAGUGUCCGUUCGGGAACAAGUGCUUCUACAAGCACGCCCUGCCAACCGGCCAGCUGGUGGACGUGGGCGGUCCCUCGCGGCAGCAGCAGCAGCAGCCCCAGACGCUGCGCUUCCACCUCCAGGUACGCUUUGUUCUGUUGCGUUUUCUGCGGCCUCAUUAGUCGCUGCUGGUUCAGCGACGAAAUGAACAUUUUUUUUUCUGUUUCUCUGUUUUACGUUUAAACUAACCAACUGAAUUUGACGAAGAAUUCUCGCGAAAAGAAGAACUUUAAAAACGAUUCGUGUUUUAACGAAUGAACUCAACGCUGUGAAUUAGAAAACCUUUUUUUUAACCCCCUUGAUAUUUAUUGUAUUAGUCCCGUGAACUAUCUCGAUCUGACCAUGAAAUAAAAAGACUGACUUUACAAAGAAAAAAAUA
Molecule: messenger RNA, 2022 nt
Organism: Culex quinquefasciatus (southern house mosquito)
Lineage: Eukaryota; Metazoa; Arthropoda; Insecta; Diptera; Culicidae
Product: putative E3 ubiquitin-protein ligase makorin-4
Exons: 3
Coding region: 656-1765 (369 amino acids)
Biological process (GO): protein polyubiquitination
Molecular function (GO): ubiquitin protein ligase activity; metal ion binding
Source: RefSeq, a predicted model, not a curated record